UUUGUAUAAAUAUGGAUACCAAUGAAGGCUUGUUUCGAACAAGUGGGAGUCAGAACGAUAAUGCACUAUCUUCAAUUAAAACACCAGCAUUUCAAGGUCAGAAUAACCUGACAGCAGUACAAGAGUCAGAAGGUUUACUUGACAAACCUAUUGGGCGGAAGAGUGCAGCUGUUGUCCUUGGUCAAGAAUGGUAAUUUUGUCAUUCUUCUUAUUAACUUGCUUAUCCAGUUACCUAGCAUAGUUCAUGAUUAUACCUAAUAAUCUUUGAGAAUUUGAAGAUCGAGCAAUUUUAUUGGAAUUUUUGAGGUUAGAAAUAGUUGUAGCUGUAUUUGAACAAUAAUAGUUAGUUUAAAGACUUAGAUAGAGAGCUUUAGGUGUAUAAAUAAGCAUUUGCUUGUUCAUAAAUGAUGCUAAAGAGCCGGCAUAUUGGUUAUAGAUGCUUGCUAAAUUAGAUGGAGUAUUUCUGAAUAAAAGAAAAGAAUGAUAAUUUUUAAUAUGAUCUUAUGGUUAGCUUUGCUUUUGUAUUCUUUAGUUCAAUCUAAUGCAAAUACAAUCAAUGUUUAAUUCUUUCUGAUUUUUAUCUAAAUCAUCUACCCCUUCUAAUGCUCAGGAAAGUCUUACUGUCAGUUCUGAAUUCAAGAGGGAAAUACUAAUGAAAAACAAUAAACUUUUUCAGAAAUUUCAGGGAUUUUUUAUAAUUUCAUAAUCCUAAUAAUGCUUCAAAUGACAAACAACUUCUAUGUUUUAUGAAGAUUCUUGCUCAGAAUUGUUCCACUAGCCUUCCUUUGUAAUUUAUGGUUAAGCCUAGGGAUCUUGCAUAAGUUUAGAAACUAAAAUUUUAUUAAAAGCAUGCUAAUUUUUUGAAUAAGCUCUAUUUCUAGAUUUAACCUAAGCCAAAAUGCAGAAAUUAAACGUCACAUUGGAGUAAUCCAAGCAGAAUCAGACUCAGAUAAUUCCAAGCAAGAUGAACCCCCUGAUAAAGGAAAUGGAGCACGAAGAAGAGGUGGAUUUUUAGAAAAGCUUCAAGAUUCUUCAAAAAAUUUGGGCUCCUUUAAAGGGAGCCCAAAGCUCUUUAACUCUAGAAUAUCGCUUUUCCCAAAUACUAAGAAACUAAGCAACGAAAGUGACACAAUUUCAAGUUUCUCUUCUAAUACUCCACAAAAAGGGAUCAAAAAUAUUAUUGUAGGCAAAAGAGCUAGAAAGAGAUUCUUUUGAACGGCAAGGGAGCAAAACAGAAUUAGAUGGGAUCUUUUCAUUGUCUUGCUAGCAACUUGGAAUCUCUUCUACAUCCCAUACUCUGUCUCGUUUGAGGCAUAUAUCAUCAGUCAAUUCUUUACUAACAUCAUGAACUGGCUGAUAGAUUUAUUCUUUCUGAUUGAUAUCUUCAUUAAUUUCAGAACUACCGUUGUUGACCCAGUUACUGGUGACGAUAUCUAUAAUACUAAAGUUAUUGCUAAGCAAUAUAUCCAAGGGAAAUUUUGGAUAGAUCUCUUAGCUUCUAUCCCUUUCGACAUUGUUACCCUGUUCUUUUCAGAUAGCGCCAGUGGAACUUUAACAUUCGAGCUUUUCGGGUUACUCAAGUUGAUCAGAGUUCUUCGACUUUCCCGAUUGAUUACUUAUAUGAACCUGCAAGAUGAACUCAAAAUGUCCUUAAAGCUGAUCAAACUUUUCUUCUUCUUGGUAAUGUACAUUCACUGUGUUGGAUGUAUAUGGUUCUUCAUUGUAAAAGAAAACGAAAAGUGGCUACCCCCUCUAGAUUAUGUAUGGGUUGGCACAAAUAUUUAUAGUGAAGAUCCUUUUACCCAGUACUGAAGCUCAAUAUACCACUCAAUGCUGAUACUCGGAGGAAAUGACCUCGGCCCAAGAGGCAAGAUUCAGCUUGUCUUUAUCAGCUCGGUUCUCUUUGCUGGAGCAAUCAUUAAUGCAAACAUCUUCGGGAAUAUGGCCGUUAUUAUCUCCCAGCUGAAUAAGAAAGCCACAAAAUUCCAAGAAAAAGUUGAGAAUGCGAAUACUUCAAUGAAGAACUUAUCAAUCCCUGAAGAAAUCAAAGAGGAAGUACAUAGAUACCUUACUUAUACCAAAUCUACAAGUGAUCAUCAGGAGGAGAUUAACAAGUUUUUAUCGCUGAUCUCACCUUCUUUGAAAGAACUUGUUGUGAAGCAUAUCUCCUUGCAAGGAAUUUCUAAGAACCAAAUUUUUAAGAGUAGGCCCAAUAUUUUUGACCAAAUUCUGCCUGAAUUAAACACUCUUUUGUACACCCCUGAAGAUACAAUUGUGAGGCAAGGAGAAGCACCAGAUAUGAUUUAUUUCAUUUCCAAAGGUGAAUGUGAGGUGUAUGUUACCGAUCAACACAGUGACGAAUGUCAUGUCAAAAAUCUCUCGAUUGGUGAAUAUUUUGGCGAGGUAGCCAUACUCAAAAACUGUAAAAGAACAGCAACUGUGAAGUCUAAGAAUUUCUCAACCUUCACUGGUUUAAAUAAGAAUGCUUUUAUUAAUGUAUUAGAGAGAUAUCCUGACAUAAAGAAUGACAUGAACAACCAUAUUGCCUCAAAUUAUAAUGACAAGUGGAACAAAUUCUGAAAAUUUGCCCUUGCAAAUGUUGAUUUUCUACAACAUGAAAUCCCAGAGAACAUCAUUGAUGAAAUAUUUUACAAACUUGAACUCUUAAACGUGAAUAAAGGAAAAUAUCUGUUCAAGAAUGGAAAGAUCUGUCGCAAUCUUCAUAUCAUUGUCAGCGGAGAGGCUGAGAUUCUGAUCAAAAAUGUUGAUGGGCAAGAGACCUAUCUGGACAGCUUAUAUAGAGGGUGCUCUACAGGUACCUAUUCCAUUCUCACAGGAGAUCCAUACUCUUUUAGUUUUAGGGCUACUACAGACUGUCUUCUACUAACACUUUCUGAUAAAUAGUAUCGAAGAAUUAAGAGAGAAAUAUGAAGAACUAAACCUCAUAAUUUCAGAAUAUGAACAAUAUAUAGCAGAAGAAGGCUUGCCAUACUGAGACUAUAAGUUUUACAGAUCAGGGCAUUCAGAAAUGACCCCACUGAAGAAGUUCCAACUUGGCAUCCGGAGAAUCAUGAGGAUAGUGAAAUCUUAUCAAUCAAACAGGCUCAUUGCAAUCCUUCAGAUGAUUCAAUCCAAUAAUAAGAAGACUUUAAAAAUAAAGCAGAAUAAAUAAGGAGGAGAUCAUGCUCAGGAAACAGUCUAUCAGGACAAACCAGACUCUUAAAUCUGAUCAAAAACAGGAGAAGAAGCUGAUUCUUCUAUCCUCAAAAAUAAACAUGUUGAUGAGAGUCGUGGAUGAGCAGACUAAAAUGAUGCAUGAGAUGAGGAAUGACUUAAAAGCGCAUAUAGGUUUAGAGAGAGUAGAAUUAGAUUCUGUAGCUGUGCUGUCAAACACUACUUCUGAGUUUCACUCUGAUAGUUCAAUGCCUUCUCACGCAAUGGCGAGUGGCCUCAGAAAACCUUCUCCUUCUUUUAGAAACAAAGCAAGAUGAAUAUCUGCACUUUCUAACAAAUAG
Messenger RNA from Moneuplotes crassus, 3515 nucleotides. NCBI's taxonomy places the organism in Eukaryota, Ciliophora, Spirotrichea, Euplotida, Euplotidae. The record is from the annotation of a GenBank genome assembly.